AUGAUUCAGUUUUGUGUACUUGUUCUGCUCUCAGCACUAGAACCAUCUGAUUCAGCUACAUAUUACUGUGCUGUUGCAUAUUACACAAGUGUUGCCUUAUUAGACUGUACAGUUUUCGUACUCAAAGGUUCAUCUUCAAGUAUCUCUGCUGUUCUCCAGCCUCCUGUAUCAGAUCCUGUUGAACUGGGAGGAGAUACAACUUUGCAGUGUUCAAUACUCACAGAUACGUCUGCAGGAGAACACAGUGUGUACUGGUUCAGACAUGGAUCAGGAGAAUCUCAUCCAGGAAUCAUUUACACUCAUGGAAACAGGAGUGAUGAGUGUAAGAAAAGCUCUGAGACUGAUUCUCCUACACAGAGCUGUGUCUACAAACUCCCCAAGAGAAACCUCAGCCUCUCUGAUGAUGGAACUUACUACUGUGCUGUGCUCAUGUGUGGAGAGAUCAUCUUUGGGAACGGAACUAAACUGGACUUUGUAGGCGCUUUGGACCCAACCAUUGUCGUGUUAGUGGUGUCAAACAUCAUCUCCUUGGCUGUGGUAGUAUUUGUGUGUAGAAAACACAGCAGUCAUCAUAAAGAUGCUGCUGAAGGUCACACAGUUCAUGCAGAUCAGGUAAUUAAUUCACUCUGUAAAUCUUUGCUGAUAAACUCGACUAUGAGGCUACAGAAUGUCUGAUUAUGCAGUGAAACUGUGAAAUACAGUGUAAUGAUUCAGUCUCUUUCUGCAGGCUGCAUGUGAUGAAGCUUCGUACUUUGCAGCAAAGAGUUUUAACAGUGAACCACAGCAGAUCACUGAAG
Colossoma macropomum (tambaqui) is the source of this 797-nucleotide messenger RNA. RefSeq lists its product as uncharacterized. The transcript has 5 exons. Gene Ontology annotation, biological process: response to bacterium. Lineage: Eukaryota; Metazoa; Chordata; Actinopteri; Characiformes; Serrasalmidae. The record is from RefSeq and is a predicted model, not a curated record. Bases 1 to 675 code for a protein of 224 amino acids.